GAAACCUGUAGAAUCUCGUAAAUGAAAAAUAUAUCUGAAAGCUGACAGAGAGGAGAGAACCUACGAGAAUACGGAGGAGACGACGAUUCUCAUACCUUGAUCAGGAUCACGGAGCAGAGAAGGUUUUUAUUUUCUCUCCGUUCCGCGGUAUAGUUGUGUGUCUGGCUGCUGAAGAUUGUUAUUAAUUUGCGUUUCUUAGGGUUUCUCUGUUCGAACAUAAAUCUGGGUUGGUUGUAACUAGAUCGACUGGUUGCUGCUGCUAGUGGAUGUAAGGUGGAUUGGAACUGGUAGGAAUUAUUAUUAAGAACAUGGAGAGGAUUCUGUACUCAGUGGCAGAGGCGAUUGGGAAGCAGGCAGGUCCACAGUCAUUAGUGGGGACCAUAAAGAUUGCAGUAUUGCCCAUAGCGAAAGUAUUCACAGUUUGCUUUUUGGGAUUUCUUAUGGCUUCCAAGUAUGUUAACAUCUUACCUGCCAAUGGGAGGAAGCUUUUGAACGGGUUGGUCUUUUCACUUUUGCUUCCUUGUUUGAUAUUUUCCCAGCUUGGACAAGCUGUCACUCUAGAGAAAAUGAUGCAGUGGUGGUUCAUUCCCAUGAAUGUUGUUCUUGGUUCUAUCUCAGGUUCACUGAUAGGCUUAGUAAUUGCGACGGUUGUCCGUCCUCCAUACCCAUUUUUCAAGUUUACAAUCAUACAGAUUGGAAUUGGAAACAUUGGGAAUGUGCCACUUGUUCUCAUAGCGGCUUUAUGCAGAGACAAGUCCAAUCCUUUUGGUGAUUCUGAAAAAUGUAGUACAGAUGGGACUGCGUAUAUUUCAUUUGGACAAUGGUUUGAAAGGUUUCUAGCAUUCCUUUAUCAGAAGUUGAAGCUGAAGCAAAUCCUUCAACCCCCUAUCAUUGCUUCUAUCCUAGCCAUGGUCCUUGGUGCAGUGCCAUUCUUGAAGAAAUUGAUUUUUACAACUGAUGCCCCGCUUUAUUUCUUCACUGACAGCUGCAUUAUUCUUGGGGGAGCUAUGAUCCCGUGCAUUUUGUUGGCAUUAGGAGGCAACCUAGUUGAUGGACCAGGAAGUUCAAAACUUGGUUUCCGGACAACUGCUGCCAUUAUCUUUGGGCGUUUAGUUUUGGUACCUCCUGUAGGCCUUGGUAUUGUCAUGUUUGCUGAUAAGCUUGGCUUCCUUCCCCCUGGUGAUAAGAUGUUCCGCUUUGUCCUACUCCUGCAGCAUACAAUGCCUACAUCUGUCCUUUCUGGUGCUGUUGCCAACCUACGAGGCUGCGGAAGAGAGGCAGCUGCUGUCCUGUUUUGGGUUCAUAUUUUUGCAGUUUUCUCCAUGGCUGGAUGGAUUAUCCUCUAUCUCAAAGUACUCUUCUGAACCGACAUAUUUGAAACAGAUAUGAUAAGUGAAUUUUUUCCUGAGGAAAAGAUGUUAGAUAUUGCCAUAUCCUGGAAUAUCAGCAGUGCCUGCGUUCACAGAAGCGUAAUUAUCCUUUGGUUUACUUCCUGUCCCAUCAUUAGUUCCUUCAGUGAUAUUUGUAAUAGUAAGAAAUUGAUAUGACAAUGUCCUGUUUACUUGCUCUAUUUAUGUGCGCUCGGUUCCAGGAAAGAGAAAAUCCUCUCCAGUUUGCCAUAAAGGUUAUGUUUUAAAUAACUAAUUUUGGUAAAGUUUAUUUGGAAAUCA
Messenger RNA from Carica papaya (papaya), 1670 nucleotides. NCBI's taxonomy places the organism in Eukaryota, Viridiplantae, Streptophyta, Magnoliopsida, Brassicales, Caricaceae. The record is from RefSeq and is a predicted model, not a curated record.